UUUUAAUCAAGAACACCGUAUUUUUAUGGCCGAUCUACUGCGCAUGCGCGAACAAGGGGGCGGGUUUGUUUAGCGUGACAAAAUGUUUAUUUUUCUGCUCCGAUGAAAUGGGUCUGAUGAGCUAACACGGACUGCUUCGACGGUAAACGCUUCGCAGUGACCUUGUACCAGCCUACAAGAAGACAAAGCCAUGGGGAAUACAAACAGUGAGAGGGCUGCCAUGGGCCAGGGGGAGAAGGCUCAGCGGCGGGACAGCCGAGGUACCAAGGAGGGAGAGAGGCCAAAAAUCCUGAUGGAUAGCCCCGAGGAUGCAGAUAUUUUUCAUGGUGAAGACAUGAAAGCUCCUUUAGAGAAAGAGGAGUUCCUUGCAUGGCAGCAAGACUUAGAAGCAGACGACAAAGGACCAACUUUAGACCGACCAACAGUCUUUCGCUGGACUGGAGAUGGCAAGGAGGUUUACCUCUCUGGAUCCUUCAACAACUGGGCCAACAAGAUUCCCCUUAUUAGAAGUCAGAACACCUUUGUGGCCAUUGUUGAUCUACCUGAAGGGGAGCAUCAAUACAAGUUUUACGUGGAUGGCCAGUGGACCCACGACCCAGCUGAGCCAGUUAUAACGAGUCAGCUUGGGACAGUCAACAAUAUCAUCCAGGUGAAGAAAACUGACUUUGAGGUGUUCGAUGCUCUAAUGGUAGACUCGCAGAAAUGCUCUGACAUGUCAGACCUUUCCAGCUCUCCUCCUGGGCCGUAUCAUCAGGAUGCCUAUGUUCCUAAACAGGAAGAGAAGUUUAAGUCUCCACCCAUACUACCACCUCACCUGCUACAGGUCAUCCUUAACAAAGACACUGGAAUUUCUUGUGACCCUGCAUUACUCCCAGAACCCAACCAUGUCAUGCUCAACCACCUCUACGCUCUUUCCAUUAAGGAUGGAGUAAUGGUGCUCAGUGCGACACAUCGCUACAAGAAGAAGUAUGUCACCACUUUACUAUAUAAGCCCAUCUGAUCAAAGACUGAUUUUUUAAUCCUGUCCAAGUGUGUUAACUGUACUCUGAGUGUAACAAAAUAUUAGCUCCACCUGUUCUUUCCAUAACAGAGAGAGAACAGGUGAAUCCAGGCCACAUCGCUCAUGUGUUUCACCUGUUACUUCACUUCAAGAAGUACAAAUCUGCUUUAAGAGGUCAUUUAAAUGAUGACAUUACAUUAUCCAUAUUGUCCUUCUAACACACAGGGCCCAAGUCAAUGUGUUACCACUUGUAUUCUUUACCCAAACUCGAGAAAGGCCAGCAGUCACCUGGAUGAGAAUCUUAGAUUAACCUAAGGCUAAUAAGAGGUUCAUCCCUGAGAUUAUAUCUUGUACACUCACUGUAUACCCAGUUAUUAUACACAUCUGUUUAGGAUGAUAAAUGUCACUCCAAUCCUACAUAAUCUGCCUUUAUUUGUUCACUGAUUGCCCUCUGUAGUUUUCAACAACACAAUCUUUGCUUAGUAGACAGAGAGAGGCAAUAAUAAUGAGGUAGGAUGCUGAUAAUGUCUGUGAUCAAAACAGAGGACAGGUAAUGGUGGGAAAAUCUGACUGAAAGUCCUCAGAUCUGUGAGGUUGCUGUAGCUCUUCCCAUGAUUGAGAAGACAACAGCGGCACAAUCAAGAAUGUGAAUGUUAUGGUCAAAAAAGGAAAAAAUGCACUGCAAUAGUUCUCCAGUUUUCUUUUGCCUGUUUAUCUUGAGAAAAUGCUGAGUUUUCUUUAGUGAGAAUCACACAGCGCACAGUAGAUAUUUUCUAUCAUCUGUAUACAGUAAUGUAUUUUUUUUUCCUACUUUGGUUGAUGAUGUAGUUUGUUUUGUUUUCAAAAACUCUUCUAUAGUUAGUUGCAGUGUUGUGGUCAAGAUUUAGACAAGAGCAGAUGAUUAAUUAGGAUUAAGACAACGUAGUUGAGACCAAAACCAUAGCAAUUUAUUAUUUUUUGAGAAAUUAAUUUGGUCUAAACUUUAUAAUUAUUUUAUUAGUUUUGCACUACAAUGAUAAACAUUUAUUUUUAAAGUAGAAUAUGCAUACAGUGUAUGUAAACUUACAGCACGACAAUGUAUCAGAAGAAUAAUGCUUACCCUUUUGAACGUCUAAGCAAGUUUAGUGGACAUUGCACAAGUAACAUAAUUUUCCUUCUUUCAUAUAGUGAAAAUGCAUUCCACAAAUUAAGAGUCACGCCAGAUAGUUGUUCCCAGCUGGCUCAGUCAAUAUGGCAUCAUUGGUUUGUGCCAUGGAACAUUGCCAAUCUUUAAUAGCAGCACCAGUUUCUAUAAAGUGAUGAAUUCAGAUGAAUUCAGAUGAAAAAAGACAUAACAGGAAACAAAAUAUAAUUAAUAUUUGAGAAUGAAAAAACAGUCAUGUGACCAACACUGGCUUGAAGAACCACAACACUGAUGAAGGGACCAGCAUAGGAUCAUGUGACAGAGUUACUGAAGAUGAUUUUUAUAGUUAAGAUUUUUGUCUGUACCGUUACUGGUCUGUAUAUAUUUCAUGAAGUCUGAAGGAUUGAAAUGUGUUUUAAGUUAAAGGUAUGAUUUGUAGUAUAUAUUUACAUCAAUGUAUCAUUGUCAAAUAUGGUAUUUUGGUAUAAUUGUCAUAAACAAAUGAGAUCAUGGUUUAACUUUUUGUUUUAUUCUAUGCUAUAGGCCAGUAGAGGCUGACAAUCACCUCAGUGAAGGUCUCAUUUGUUUGUGUUACUUAUGCUGUUGUGUCAGAACUAACAUGGUAAUGACUGAUGCUAGACUUUGAAAUAAAUUGCAGUGUCUUUAAAAAUGCUGUUGACCCUUUGAACCAUGCUGGUGUGUACACAUUUUCAAUUCUGAGAGACAUUUGUAUUAAAGAUUAAGUUACAAAUUCCUA
Molecule: messenger RNA, 2880 nt
Organism: Siniperca chuatsi (mandarin fish)
Lineage: Eukaryota; Metazoa; Chordata; Actinopteri; Centrarchiformes; Sinipercidae
Gene: prkab1a
Product: protein kinase, AMP-activated, beta 1 non-catalytic subunit, a
Exons: 8
Coding region: 191-1000 (269 amino acids)
Biological process (GO): signal transduction
Cellular component (GO): nucleotide-activated protein kinase complex; nucleus; cytoplasm
Molecular function (GO): protein kinase binding
Source: RefSeq, a predicted model, not a curated record